AUGUCCGCCGCAAACUUCCGCCUCCGCGUCACCGCUGGCCCCACCUACGACCGCCGCACCCACACCCCCGUCCCCGUCAACACCUCCUCGCCACUCACAAUCAGCACCCCCGCCUCCACAACCACACUGCACAUCCGCUUCUCCUCCUACAAGAGCCCGCCCAGCCAGCCCCUCCCCCCGACCCACCCCUACUUCACGCACCCCACGCACGCCAAAGAGAAGGACCUCUACUCCUUCCAGCUCCUCUUCACGCCCGCCGCCGACAUCAACGGCGCCGACCUCGUCUGGGGCAACGACUUUGACCGGCCCAUCCGCGACCUGCUGCCCUACGGCUUCGGCGUCUUCUGGAACAUCGGGAAGUGGAUCGACCCCGGGCUCGAGGGCGACCUCUACGAAGACAAGCCCUGGGUGUGGGGGAGCGUCCUCAGCAGCAUGAACGUCAUCGCCGUUGCGCCGCCCGGCACUAGCACGCCGCAGGAGGCGGAGAUCAGCGACGUUGUGCAGACGGAGAUGCAGGUGCCCACCGCGGCCGAGGCCUGGGGCGGCGACACGGUGCUGGAGGAGGACAUGGCGGCGGCGGCGGAGCCCGCGGGCAUCCCGGUGGCGGCGGGGGCGAGGAAGAAGUUCUUCUUGGAGCGGGCCAAGAGGGAGUCGUUUACGUUCCGGAAGGGGUGGAGGUAUGGGCUGGAUUUCUUUGGGCCGUGGCUGGAUUUUGCGAACUUUGAGAUUCGCUUGCCGGGGUAUGGGCUGAAUCUGCUCAAGUAUUGGGAUGGGCAGCCGGUCAGGUAUACGCUGAGGAAUACGAGGACGGGGGAGGUGUAUGCGUGUGUGUUGCUGGACUUUGUGGAGGUUGGGAAGAAUGGGCUGGAGAAGGAGAUUGUGAGAUGA
Molecule: messenger RNA, 888 nt
Organism: Morchella sextelata
Lineage: Eukaryota; Fungi; Ascomycota; Pezizomycetes; Pezizales; Morchellaceae
Exons: 1
Coding region: 1-888 (295 amino acids)
Source: RefSeq, a predicted model, not a curated record